AUGAGCUCUCUCGUGGAACAGGACAUGGGUGCAUAUUCACGCGCCUCAUCGACCCCCACUUCUACUGCCCCGCCGUCAGUAGCCUCUGCUCGGCCGCAGAACGAUAUACCGGCUUACAUCAACUACUCUGCUUCGCGCGCCUCCGACCCUCCCACCUUUUCCUCUCGACCUGCCUCAAUGACGUCCCAUCCGAAUGCCUUCCCUCCCGACUCGACACACCCUCCCUCCUAUCGCGGUUCAGAACCGAUGGCAACCGAUCCACAAACCGCGCCGGAUUCACCGCGACUACAACCUACAUACCAAUCAAUGCAGUCUGUGCCGGGAUCGGAAGUCAAUUCUCCGAGUCGCAUUCGAGUCCAGAGCUUGUCUCACAUCCAAAGUCUCGCCAAUGAAGACCUCGUGGGGUCGCGAGGAGCGCAAACCUCCGGGUCUGGGUCGCAGCGACAGUACGAGAUCAGCUCCAUGCCGGUCACGGAGAUCAUCGAGAUGGUCGCUGGACUCCUCACUAAGAUCACUACCUCGAACGAUUUGCAUCACGAACAUGUCCAUCGCCACAUCCCGCCACCGGAUGGCACCUCAAACCUCAGUCCACAGGCCACCAGCGUCCUCGCAUUCCACGGCAAAAAUGUCCCCAGCAUCACAAUCCUCAGCUACCUCACUCGUAUACACAAAUAUUGCCCCACAACAUACGAGGUGUUCCUGAGCUUGUUGGUCUACUUUGACCCGUCGCUGGGACCCUUCAGAGGAUUCAGAUCCUUCUUCUGCAUCGCCUACAUCUCAACAAAUGCACGACUCCCCUAUGGUGACGCCUCCAUCUUCUACCGGCUUAGCUGCGCAGGAUUCGCAGGUGUCGAACUCUUCCAUUUCGCCGGGUCUCUCCCCCAGUCUGACGCCGAGACCCUUUCACAUUUCUUUGUCGUGGAUAGCUUCAAUAUCCAUCGGCUGGUCAUCGCAGGUGUGACCUGCGCGAGCAAGUUCUUCUCUGACGUGUUCUACACUAAUUCACGUUACGCAAAGGUUGGUGGUCUUCCAUUAGUUGAGCUCAACCACCUGGAACUGCAGUUCCUUCUCCUAAACGAUUUCCGACUCGCCAUAACCGUCGAAGAGCUGGAGGCAUACGGGACAAUGCUCGUAGAGUUCUACGCACGUGAGGUUGUGACGCAACAACAACAACAACACCAGAUGAGUCUACCGAGACCCAUUGACCCGGCCCGUGAUCCAAACUCAGAUGCGAUGUACAUGCGAUCCCGCGACAAGUACCGCGACCAUCCAGAAGUCGGCCAGACCCCGACCCCGCCAUAG
Penicillium canescens is the source of this 1302-nucleotide messenger RNA. Its product is annotated as putative cyclin-dependent protein kinase complex component. Lineage: Eukaryota; Fungi; Ascomycota; Eurotiomycetes; Eurotiales; Aspergillaceae. Gene Ontology annotation, biological process: regulation of cyclin-dependent protein serine/threonine kinase activity. Bases 1 to 1302 code for a protein of 433 amino acids. Gene Ontology annotation, cellular component: nucleus; cyclin-dependent protein kinase holoenzyme complex. The record is from RefSeq and is a predicted model, not a curated record. Gene Ontology annotation, molecular function: protein kinase binding; cyclin-dependent protein serine/threonine kinase regulator activity. The transcript has 3 exons.